Molecule: messenger RNA, 1426 nt
Organism: Sturnus vulgaris (Common starling)
Lineage: Eukaryota; Metazoa; Chordata; Aves; Passeriformes; Sturnidae
Source: RefSeq, a predicted model, not a curated record
AUGUCAACUACCUUUCCAGGUCUCGUCCACGAUGCAGAGAUACGUCAUGACGGAUCAAACAGUUACCGUUUGAUGCAGCUUGGAUGCCUGGAGUCUGUGGCCAACUCGACCGUCGCCUAUUCCUCCUCAUCUCCUCUCACUUACUCUACCACGGGCACCGAGUUCGCCUCCCCGUACUUCUCCACUAACCACCAGUACACCCCACUGCACCACCAGUCCUUCCACUACGAGUUCCAACACAGCCACCCGGCAGUCAACCCCGACGCUUACUCCUUGAACUCUCUCCACCACUCCCAGCAGUAUUACCAGCAGAUCCACCAUGGAGAACCCACUGAUUUUAUCAACCUGCACAAUGCGCGGGCACUCAAGUCCUCCUGCUUGGACGAGCAGAGGAGAGAGCUGGGGUGCUUAGAUGCUUACCGCCGCCACGACCUGUCUCUUAUGAGCCAUGGAUCCCAAUAUGGGAUGCAUCCAGAUCAAAGACUCCUGCCAGGACCAAGCCUCGGGCUUGCAGCCUCGGGAGCAGACGAUUUGCAGAGCUCAGUGGAGGCCCAGUGUGGACUUGUACUCAACGGGCAAGGAGGUGUGAUAAGAAGAGGUGGCACCUGUGUUGUGAACCCCACGGACCUGUUCUGCUCCGUUCCUGGUCGCUUGUCUCUGCUCAGCUCCACUUCCAAGUACAAAGUGACCAUUGCAGAGGUGAAGAGGCGCCUUUCACCACCAGAGUGCCUCAAUGCUUCCCUCCUCGGAGGGAUUUUGAGAAGAGCAAAAUCCAAGAACGGAGGACGGUGCUUGCGAGAAAAAUUAGACAGACUUGGACUGAAUUUGCCUGCAGGAAGAAGAAAAGCAGCAAAUGUCACACUCCUGACUUCCCUGGUAGAAGGGGAAGCACUACAUUUGGCCAGAGAUUUCGGCUACACCUGUGAAACAGAGUUCCCUGCCAAGGCAGUAGGAGAGCACAUUGCCAGACAGCACAUGGAACAGAAAGAGCAGACAGCGAGGAAAAAGAUGAUCCUAGCGACAAAACAAAUAUGUAAAGAAUUCCAAGACCUUCUAAGUCAAGACAGAUCACCCCUUGGAUCCUCCAGACCAACUCCAAUAUUAGACCUCGACAUCCAGAGACAUUUAACACAUUUCAGUUUGAUCACUCAUGGUUUUGGAACUCCUGCAAUAUGUGCUGCCCUAAGCACUUUCCAAACUGUUCUCAGUGAAAUGCUGAACUACUUGGAAAAGCACACAUCGCACAAAAACGGAGGAGCGGCGGAAUCCGGCCAAGGACACGCCAACUCGGAGAAAGCCCCCCUGCGGAAAACUUCAGAGGCUGCUGUGAAAGAGGGCAAAACAGAAAAGACAGACUAGCUACAUCAAACAGAAUCUAUUUCGAGAGAGUCUUGCUGCUGAUAUUUUUUUUAAAUAUAUAUAUCAU